This is a messenger RNA of Lathyrus oleraceus (garden pea), 756 nucleotides long. Its product is annotated as actin cytoskeleton-regulatory complex protein PAN1-like. NCBI's taxonomy places the organism in Eukaryota, Viridiplantae, Streptophyta, Magnoliopsida, Fabales, Fabaceae. The transcript has 2 exons. Bases 1 to 756 code for a protein of 251 amino acids. The record is from RefSeq and is a predicted model, not a curated record.
AUGGGUCUUAUCUCCAAAUUUCAAAGUUCAAAUGUCAUUCUGACUAAGGAUGAUAUAUGUGGUACAAGAAAUCCCAUUGAUAACUACCCUUUAUUAACCAAAAUUGACCCUCCACAUGUUCUGAUGGCUUAUUUGGAAAGAUGUCUUAAGGAAGGAAUUCAACCUCUGGUGGAUCCUUUUAACCUUCCAGAAACUUACCAUGAUGUUCAUGGAAAGAGAAAGAAGGAGUUCAUAUGCAAAGGAUCUUCUAGGGCUCAGAAGAAGAAGAAGAAGAUUGUUAUCUUUCAGGAUGAAGAUGAGGUACCUCUAAGUGAGCGCCAGAAGGCAAUGAUUCUGAAGGAUACUUCUGGAGUCGUCCAGUCUUCAAGAGUUUCUAGGAAGCUCCCUUCUGAUAGCACUCCUUUAAAUUCUGAUUCAAUCUCUUGUGAAAUCAUCUUACAAAUCCCUCCUCCAUCUCAAUCCACUAUUUCUGAACCAAUCCCAAUUCCACCACCAGAAUCAAAUCCACCAAUGUCAACUCCAAUCAUAGAAAUUCCACCACCAAUAUCAAAUCCCAUAAUAGAAACUCCUCAUAUACCACCACCAUUAUCUCCACCACAGUUACAAAUUUCACCUAUCUCACCACCACCAAAUGUUAAUGCUCCCCAACCAACUAAUCCAAAUUUUACAACACCAAGAACAUCUCCCGCAAGAAGUGUUUCUGAUGGACACGUUUCUGACGGCACUCCUGAAGGAAUGUUCAAUUUUGAACCAUAA